AUGGCGUCUGCUGAUUUCAGUAAGGAACUGGACUGCUCCAUCUGUCUGCACACUUACACAGAUCCUGUAAUGCUGAGAUGUGGACACAACUUCUGCUGGGUCUGUAUCGAUCGUGCACUGGAUACACAGGACAAGUCUGGAGUUUAUACCUGUCCUCAGUGCAGAGCACACUUUUAUAAACGUCCUUCACUGCAAAGAAACAUAACUCUGGGUAACAUAAUUGAGCAAUUUCUCACCAUUCCGACACCACAGAAGGGCACUGGGAUUUUCUGCACUAACUGUAUUCAUUCUCAAGUACCUACUGUAAAAUCCUGUCUGCAUUGUGAAGUUUCUCUGUGUGAUAACCACCUAAGAGUUCACAGCAAGUCAGCAGAACACGUCUUAACUGAACCCUGCACUUCCCUGGAGAACAGGAAAUGUUCUGUCCAAAAGAAGAUCCCGGAAUAUUACUGCACUGAGGACUCUGCUUGUAUCUGGGCCAGCUGCUGUUUGGUUGGAAAACAUCAGGGACAUGGGGUGGAGAUGCUGGAUGAGGCCUCUGAGAAGAAGAAAGGGAAACUGAGAAAUAUUUUCCAGAAACUGACCGGAAAGACAGAGGAGACCAAGAAAAGAGUCCAGAACCUGGAGGAACACUGGAGAAAAGCUCAAGAAAAAGCAUCUGGAGAAGCAGAGAGAGUCACUGCCCUGUUUACAGACAUCAGGAGACAACUGGACAACUUGGAGAAGAGGAUCCUGAGUGAGAUCUCCAGGCAGGAAAAGGAAGAGUCACUCUCAUUCUCUUCUCUGAUCCAGAAGCUGGAAAUAAAGAAGGACGAGCUGUCUGGGAAGAUGGGACACAUUGAGGAGCGGUGUAACAUGACUGAUCCACUGACUGUCUUACAGGAACCAGAUACAG
This is a messenger RNA of Bufo gargarizans (Asiatic toad), 895 nucleotides long. Its product is annotated as E3 ubiquitin/ISG15 ligase TRIM25-like. Gene Ontology annotation, molecular function: zinc ion binding. The transcript is spliced from 3 exons. The annotation marks the transcript as partial. The record is from RefSeq and is a predicted model, not a curated record. Lineage: Eukaryota; Metazoa; Chordata; Amphibia; Anura; Bufonidae.